Messenger RNA from Rotaria sp. Silwood2, 1032 nucleotides. The record is from the annotation of a GenBank genome assembly. Lineage: Eukaryota; Metazoa; Rotifera; Eurotatoria; Philodinida; Philodinidae.
AUGUCUACACAAAAUGAAGACACAGAGCCUGUUGUGCGAAUAUCAACAACAACGAUGGAAAUACCACCACCGCAAGAAACCAAGCGAAGCUGUGGAAUAUGCGAAUCAAAUAUUGCUGUAACUGACACUUAUUUAACAUGCACCAAUGAAAAAUGUCGCAAAGUGACAUGUGCGCAUUGUAUCAGCACAAUGAUUAACAUCUUUUUUGCUCAGCCGACACUCAGCUAUCCGCUUCAAUGUGGAGCAUGCAAAACAACUUUUAACAAAUUAUCUGUUGAAAGUGUAAUUAUUAAUAAACAUUAUUAUGAACAAUAUAUUGCCUAUGUUUUACCACUCUACUGGUCACAAGAAUGUCUUCAAGCUAACGAAGAAUUAGUACAGUGUCCCUUUUGUCUUUAUCUAGAAAUCCACACUACUGAUGCAUGCCCUAUUCAAUUUCUCAAUUGCCAACAUCCUAAUUGUGGAAAACGAUCGUGUUUAAUAUGUUACAACGCUGUGCAGGACGAUAUUGGUGAAUUAACACACCGAACUCGUUGUGUCGAAUAUCGUUAUUGUAAAGCACUGAUUGAAGAAGCCAUUGAAACUGGUUCUCUCAGACAAUGCCCUCACUGCAAGCUCACUGGAAUCAAAGAUUCUAACUGCACACAUAUGACUUGUGGACGAUGUCACGGAAAAUGGUGUUAUUUUUGUGGAACGAAAGAAGAGGAAUGUGAUGUCGAUGACGAUGAAUAUCCAGAUUUAUCGAAACACAACGAUGGUUGGGAAUCGAAUGCUAAUCGCUGUCCAAUGUACAUUAGUAAAGUUUAUGAAGUUGACGAACGUUGGCCGACUGAUGAGGAUGAUUGUUUAGAAUUUUUUCAUCGUUGUGUAACAUUACGUAAUUUGUACGAUGUUCUUGAAUCCAUCGGUGAAGAUAGUCUACGCAGAUUAAAUGAUGAAUUCGAUAUCAUCGACAGAUGUGGUUAUUCAAUCGAUGAGAUCAUGGACGAUGAAAAUCGAAUAUUGAUUAAAUAUAAAUGGGAUGAUGAUUGA